AUGGAUCUCUCCCCUGCUCGCCAGUCGAGGCAGCCUCGCUUCGCCAUCACCGCUUCGUUCACACUCAUCGUGGUGUUCCUCAUCUGGCUGCUCCUCCCGAGGCGCGCGACACUGGACGAUGAGAUCCUCCCGCCCCCCAUCAUCUCCAAGGCGGUGACGGUGCUGAAGGGCGAGCAAGUGAGCGGCACGGUCACAUUCACGCAGACAGAGCCUACCGCACCAGUCACCGUGUCCGGCGAACUCAAGAACCUGGACCCCUCCGCCCAGCGCGGGUUCCAUAUACAUGCUUCGGGUGACUUGAGCAACGGCUGCCUUUCCGCAGGCCCGCACUUUAACCCGUUCAGCCGGACCCACGGUGCACCCACCGACAAAAACCGACAUGCGGGCGACUUGGGAAACAUCGAGAGCGACUCUAAGGGCGUGGCGACCUUCUCAUUCGAGGACACUUUCAUCUCCCUGAAUGGGCCGCUGAGCAUCGUUGGGCGCGCAGUCGUUGUUCACGCGGGUACCGACGACCUCGGGAGAGGUGGGGACGACGAGUCGCUCAAAACAGGAAAUGCCGGCGCACGCGCCGCUUGCGGCGUCAUCGGAAUCGCUGCCUGA
This is a messenger RNA of Trametes versicolor FP-101664 SS1, 603 nucleotides long. RefSeq lists its product as uncharacterized. NCBI's taxonomy places the organism in Eukaryota, Fungi, Basidiomycota, Agaricomycetes, Polyporales, Polyporaceae. Gene Ontology annotation, molecular function: copper ion binding; superoxide dismutase activity. The coding region runs from base 1 to 603 and encodes 200 amino acids. The record is from RefSeq and is a predicted model, not a curated record. Gene Ontology annotation, biological process: removal of superoxide radicals. The transcript is spliced from 6 exons.